CCUUCUCCCGCAGCAUCAUCAUCAUCAGCGCUCGUCAUGAAACCCGUCUUCCUCAUUCAGUGAUGUGAUGUGCGCUCGUGCACCGGCGCUCUCCGUUUCUCAUCAUCAUCAUCAGCAGCGGCGGCGGCGGCGGUCGGAGCGGACAGACAGUAGCGGAUUCUCUCAGCUUCUCUAGAGGAUGUACCGUGUCACCGGAGGGAAACGGCGGAGAAUCUUUCCGGGGGCCCUUCCCUGAGAAACGAACAAGGACGGAACGGAUCGACGCGGAUUUUUUGACACGAUCUGUGCGAAUGACACAAACCGCUGUGAGGAUUUUGCCGUAUGUGAGGAGCGCUCUGGACUGUCCGUCCAGUCUCACGCAAUGCUGAGCAUGUAAAGAACCAGACCGAGGGGUCGCCCUCCAGGGCCGCAGUCUCUCUUCAUCUGGGAGCAUGUUCUAGGACGGACCCUCCACAGCAACCAUGAAAAGCUUAGGGGCCAACCGUAGCCGACAUCUGUCAGACAGCUGUGACCCCACCGCGGGCCCCCAGGAGCCCUUGUGUCCCUUGGCCCCGGACCCCCACGCCACCUACCUCCUGAGCCCCACCGUCAACCAUUAUGGCACUCUGGAUCCUCACUUCCAUCAUUUUCCAGUUUCCACCCCGACGACCCUGCAGUCGGACUGCCUGCUGCCUCUAAACAACCAGCUGACCAACAGCAGCACCUUCCCACGGCUGCACUACACCAGCCAGCCGGAGCAGAGCGAGUACACGCAGCAGGGUUGUGUGGCUCAGACAGGCAGUCGCGCUGGCACCCUCACAUCUUCCAUGUCCAUGGGUUUGGGCCUGGGACUGGGCGCCCCCGCCAUGAUCAGCAGCGGCACGGCCACCAUCUCAUCCGCAGCAGCCGCCAAGAUGAACCGGCUCCCGGCCAACCUGCUGGACCAGCUGGAGCGCCACCUACCGCUGCAGCGCGACGGCUUCAGCACGCUGCAGUUCCACCGGCGCAGCCGCGGCUCCAAGCAGCGCAGCGAGAGUCCCAGCCGCAUCCGAAACCUGGUCCAGUCCGUCCAGAAACUCUUCGCCAAGUCGCAAUCUCUGGAGGUUUCGGCGGUGAAAGGGAGCAUAACCGCCGGUGACGCGGCAAAAGCGACCCGGCGGAGCAAAAGCAAAGACCGCGCCAAGACUGAAGGCACCAAACGGCGUCCGCGGCCCAAUCUCUCAGGCUUCUGGAGCUCGGACGACGGCUUAGAGGACGAUCCCCCGACUCAACCUGCCGCCGGCCCACUGGCGGUUGCGUAUCGAAACCCUCUCAGCAUGAUGACACUGGGCAGAGCCGUGUCGGACAGUCAAGCGGCACCCAGACCGCAUCCGCAGGGCUACAACACCAUCGCGGCGCACUCGCUCAAAUCGUCCAAGAGCAGCGGUGACCUCAAGCCGCAGGUCAGUCUGCCGCCCUCCGGUGGCCAAACAGGGGACAGCGUGCUGGUCAAGAGAGGCUCCUGGUCAACGCUGACCCUUAGUCAGGCCAGACAGGUGCUACAGAAGGGCUCCGCCACCGUCAACCGGACCCUGCUCAAGUCCAAGUCCUGCCACGGACAGGAGAUGACCUGCAACUUCCUACAGCAGGUGCCUACAGGUGAGUGGAGCGGGACGCUGGGUAAGGCAGGGGGCGCAGGCGAGAUCCCGUGCAGGCGGAUGCGCAGCGGCAGUUAUGUUAAAGCCAUGGGAGACGUGGAGGACAGCGACGACUCAGACGGACCCCCUUCACCCAAACCCUCGCCCAAGACCGCCGCCCGACGACAGAGCUACCUGAAGGCCACCCAGCAGUCUCUCAGCGAGCAGCAGCCGCCUUUACCACCGCGCAACAGACAGAGUCCCUGUCCGUUCAUGCGGGAGCAGUUCGGAGUGGUUUGGUCUCCUCUGCAGAGCGCCGCCUCAGUGCCGCACCUGCACAGCUGUUUGCCGUCCCUAUGCGAGGUCUCCACCAAUCGCAGCCUGGAUAACCUGGACUGUUUGAUGGCUCCCGGUGACGCGGGUCUGCAGCACUGGGACACUGAUGGGGGAUUCGGUCCACGCUGCGCCACGCUGGGACGAGGGUCUACCAUGAGACAGGUGGAGCAGUGCUACAUGAGCAACGUGGCUUACGGGCAGGUGGAGUCUCAAGCGGUGGAGGCCUUGGAUCUGCCCACGCCCACCUGCUUCCGGUCUCGAAGCCACAGUUACCUGCGGGCCAUCCAAGCCGGCUGCUCUCAAGAUGACGAUACGGGCUCAGUGGACUCCGAUGAGACUCCACCGAUAACCUCAUCCAUCAGCAGCUAUAACAGCAUCACCAUCUCCACGUGUACGGCCAUCUGUAAGAAGGCUCCUCCUCCUAUUCCUCCACGCACCACCUCCAAACCCUACAUCUCUGUUACGGUCCAGAGCAGCACCGAAUCCGCCCAGGACACGUACCUGGACAGCCAGGACCAGCGCAGCGAGGUCAACAGCCAAUCAGGACAAAGCAACUCCUCCGAUAGCCUCGCCAGCUCUCGGACAGGAAGUCUGGUCAAAGGCGCUAAGCGGCCGCCUAUCCUGCCGCCCAUCCCUGCUCCGCGGGAACCCGUACAUCUACCCAGCGCGAGAGUGACCACGCCUCCUCCCGCUAUAGUCCCGCCCUCUCCCGCCCCCGACAUCAGAAACGAGCCUGCGAGUCUCACAGUGGCACCUAGCGAACCGCAAGCUCCGCCCAAGAGAAAACUCUCAUCGAUUGGUAUUCAGGUGGAUUGUGUGCAGCCGGUUCUGAAAGAGGAACAAACUCCCACCACCAGGUUCCAGUCCAUUGGGGUUCAGGUUGAAGACGGCAGGCCACUCAGUCGCUUCACUAGCAUGGCGUCUAGACAGGAGACGACGGAGGCCGAAUCUCAGGAGCAGACCGACGGUAAACCUUCAGCGAAUAAGACGCCCAACCAGUCUCUGGACGGCAGCGUGCACAAGCUCUCCCGAGCGGACGUGAUGCGCUCCGGUUCUGCCUCGCUCCAGGAAAAGCUGGAUCCUGCGCUGGACCCAUCCUCCCUCCCGCCGCCGGAUCCGUCUCUGCAGGCCGGGACGGGCAGCGUAAAUGGAGCCGUGGAGCAGCCCGGGGGCUCGGCGUGCCUCAGGGACGGACGCUGGUUCCAGAAGCUUCUCCAGGCGGAGACGGACCGCAUGGAGGCCUGGUGUCAGCAGAUGGACCAAGAGACCAAAGACAAAGAGCUGUCAGAGGAGGUGUUGGGGAAGGUCCGCAGUGCGGUCGGCAGCGCUCAGCUCUUGAUGUCUCAGAAGUUCCAGCAGUUCCAGGGCCUUUGUGAGCAGAACCUGGAUGCAAACGCUCAGCCGCGGCCCACCGCGCAGGAUCUGGCCGGAUUCUGGGAUCUGCUGCAGCUGUCCAUCGAGGAUAUCAGCAUGAAGUUCGACGAGCUCCACCUCCUCAGGUCCAAUGACUGGAAGAUGUCUGAGACCCAGGACAAAAAGGAGGAGAAGAAGUCUGCUCCAGCCCACACACCAAAGAAGACUGUAAAGGUAAAAUCCAGCGGCGGGAAGGAGAAGAGCGGCGACUCUUUGGCCGACAAGCAGCGUCAGGAGGCCAGAAAGCGACUGAUGGCGGCCAAGCGAGCCGUGUCCGAGCGGCAGAACUCCGCCACCGAGAGCGCCGAAAGCAUCGAGAUCUACGUCCCCGAGGCUCAGACGCGACUCUAAUGAACCACAAAAUAACAAACUCCUCCCACUCCAGAGACGCUUUCUCGCGCUCACGGACACGCUCACCCGUACAGAGCGCACCGCGGUCGGAUCUAAAGGUGAAUGGCCGAAAACAACGAGCAAAAAAAUCCAAUAAAAAGAGCGAGAAAUUGAAUUUGAACGCUGCCGCAGAAGAACCUCCUGUUGAAGUUUGUUUAUAUGGUUUCCCCUUGUUAUAAUUAUAAAUGUUAUAAAAGUUAACUAUCUCAUGGAAUAUAUCAAGACUUUGUCUGUAAAUUGUGCUAAUAUCUCUGAUGAUGAAAAGACGUUCUUUACCGUGUCAGAUCUCAGACCCUUUACACUCGUCACAUGACCCGCUUCACACGUCACAUGACCCACGGACAGCAUGCACUCAGGAUCCUGCACGUGUGCACUUGUCUUUCAUCAGCGCAGUCUUCCUGUUCUCACAAACACCUUUCUUUUCUUCGUCGGGAGCACGGACACGUGACUUUAUCGCGCGAAGCGUUUGAAUGGCGUUGCGUAUGUGAAUGUUUCACUGCAUCUGGAGUUUUGAUGGUACGAGAGAUACUUGAAAUCUGAAGCGGAUCACCGUAGGAAGUCGUAGAGUAGCACAGGAAGCAGUUUUUAGCACUCCGCUAGUUUUGUUUUUCACGUCACUUUUCACUCCAGUAAAACUGAAUGCAGAAACACAUUUCAGCUUGAUUUAUUUUCCACGUCAAACAAUCCAUUUAUAUUUAAUAAUAGGGUUGAAAUAUGACCUCUCGACUUUGUUUUUAUGAUGAAUGUUUUAAAACGUCAACAGUGACUGUCCAGAUUUUUACUUGGGCCAACUUCCUGUUUGUUUUGUAAUAAUAUUAUUAUUAUUAUUAUUAUUAUUAUUAUUAUUAUUAUUAUUAAUAAUAUUAUUUUAAUUUUGAAUUUUGUUUUCUGUUGUCCAUUCAUUCCAUGUGUUCUUCAGCACGGUUUCCUGAUGCUACGGUUCAACCGUACAACCGUGUCUUUGUGUGACCAAUUAGAGCCCUUCAUUUGUGAUCAACAAUGUUUUUUUUUUGUUUUUUUUAAUUAUUAUUUGACAGAUAUUAAAAACUUCCGUUACCCAAAA
This is a messenger RNA of Megalobrama amblycephala (Wuchang bream), 4797 nucleotides long. RefSeq names its product discs, large (Drosophila) homolog-associated protein 4a (gene dlgap4a). Gene Ontology annotation, cellular component: postsynaptic specialization; glutamatergic synapse. Gene Ontology annotation, molecular function: molecular adaptor activity. The record is from RefSeq and is a predicted model, not a curated record. The coding region runs from base 462 to 3695 and encodes 1077 amino acids. The transcript has 14 exons. Gene Ontology annotation, biological process: signaling. Lineage: Eukaryota; Metazoa; Chordata; Actinopteri; Cypriniformes; Xenocyprididae.